Thunnus maccoyii (southern bluefin tuna) is the source of this 2841-nucleotide messenger RNA. It is a transcript of the gene ppp1r3g, whose product is annotated as protein phosphatase 1 regulatory subunit 3G. Gene Ontology annotation, molecular function: glycogen binding; protein phosphatase 1 binding. The record is from RefSeq and is a predicted model, not a curated record. Bases 15 to 818 code for a protein of 267 amino acids. Gene Ontology annotation, cellular component: protein phosphatase type 1 complex. Lineage: Eukaryota; Metazoa; Chordata; Actinopteri; Scombriformes; Scombridae. The transcript has a single exon. Gene Ontology annotation, biological process: regulation of glycogen biosynthetic process.
GCUGCCGGGCAGACAUGUCCCGCUACACCGGGGGAGAGCCGCCCUCCCCGGGGCGACUCACGGGGAACGGCCUGGAGGAAGAGGAGGAGGACGAGGAGGGAGAUCUGGACGACGAGGUGGACGCGUCUCGUCUGGAGAGAUUCAUGAGAGACAGGAGGAGAGCCCGGUCCCUGCCCGCCUACCCGCUCCUGGACGACGACUCCGGGAGUGACGGGAGGAAGCGGGUGAAGUUCGCCGACUCCAUGGGGCUGAACCUGGCCAGCGUCAAGCACUUCAGCUCGCUGGAGGAGCCGCAGAUCCCGAGCAAAGUCCUGUCCAGGCACAAGAGUUUCCCGCCGCAGCAGCAGGACUCACUGAACGAGCUGUGCCAGAGUUUCAAGACCAGCCUGGACACGGACCGGCUGAUCGCCUGCUUCCCGGAGCCCCGGGACGCGGAGCAGAGAGUCCAGCUGCUCCGCGUCUGCCUGGAGAGGGUCUUCAUCACCCAGUUUGACGUGCGGGGGCAGAUCCGGGUCUUUACCGGCUGCGCAGACAGAGAGGUCGGAGUGAGGUACACCUUCAACGACUGGCUCACCUACGUGGACUCGCAGGCUCUGUCCGUGGCCGUGGAUCAGCCGGGCUUUGUGGGGCAGCGGUACAGCUUCACCGUGUACACGCCGCCCUUCAUGGACCCCAGCUCGGCCGUGCACUUCGCCGUUUACGUGAAGAGUGAGGAGGGGGAGUUCUGGGACAACAACGAGGGGCAGAACUACACCCUCAGGUACCACUGCAUGCCCAGCAGCACGCCAUAUGCCAGCGCCGCUUUCCACGCCACCUGACCGGUGCGUGCGUCGUGCGUAAAAAGCUCUCCAUCUGCGCGUAAAAAGCUCUCCAUCUGCCCCGCGUGCUGACAGAAAUGCUUUGACAUGCAGCUGCUGUUAAUAAACACAUCAUCAGUGCAGUUCUGUGUUCUGUGGUGAGUCUGGCUGAGUUCAGGGAAACUUGUUUCACGCUGCAGUUAAAAAGGUCCAAACAUCAUCCAAAGAAAUGACAAAGAUGCUCAUUAUUUCAUGUUUCCUUCAUUUCUACCUCUGUGUUUUUAAAACCUCUGUUUGGAAGCUCAUAAAUGUGUUUUUGAAGGACAACAACGCAGCUGAAAGACAUUUAUGGAUAUUUUUUUUCUGAAUGUCCACUUGGAUUGAUGGACUCUGUUUCUCCAGACGACACAGAAGAAGAAGAAAAAAACAAAAAACAAGCAGAUUUUGAAAUGUGCUCGAUCAUCAUAACUGGUGUCAACAAGCUUGUGGACGUCUUGGACCUGCUGACAGUAACACAAGUGUCUUUGUCUCACUGCUGCUCUUAGACUCCAUCUGUUGAUAAGAAAAAUGAUGUUGAUGAAUUUAAAAUAAACAAGUUAUUAACAAGACUGGAUUCACCUCCUACUGACCCAACUAUACAUCAUACUAGAGCUGACGUCAUUAGAUGAUUAAACUAUUGACAGAAAAUUAAUUGCCUUGUUAUUUUUAAGCAGAAAUGCCAGAAACUUCAUGCUAGCAGCUUCUCACAUAUGAAUAUUUGCUGGGGUUUGUUUUUUUUUUUUUUUUUUGCAGUUUUUCAUGAUUGUAAACUCAACAUCUUUGUGUUUCUGACAAAACAUCUGAAUAUGUUCACUUCAGGGAAUAUUGAUCCACAUUUAAACUGAACAAUCAAUGGAUUAUAUGGAGAUAAUAUCAGCUGGUUGCAGCUUUACAGAACUGCUAUGAUGUAAUAACACAACCUGCCCUUCAGUUCUCUGUGUGCAGUUUGAUAAAAACACAACUUUAUAACAAAUUAACACAAUAUUAACUAAAACUAAUAAAGUCUUUAAACUAGAUUUAGGGUCUGCUGCUCAUUUCUAACCAAUUAGAAAUCAAUUAUAUAGAGCCAAAUGAAUAAAUAUGGAUCAGAAAGCUCUUUAACCCCGACAUACUGCUCAUAUUCUGACAGUAUCAGCACAUAUUUAGUCUCUAUAACCAAACUUCUGCACCACAAAUCUAUUUUUCAUUCAUAAAUACCUCAUCAGUCAUUAAUAAAUGAGUGAUUGAUCCAUUAAUGAAGCUUCAGAGAGCAGAAAGAGUUUAUUCUUUAUUCUUUUAUGGAGAGAAAAACAAUCACAGUCACAUUAUAUUAUGAUCUCAUAUUGUCUAAAACAAGAGGAAUAUAACAGCCGUCAUGAUUUCAAUCAAUGUUAUUGAAUUUUAAUAAUAAAUUAACAAAUAAACAGUUUCUGUGUGUAAAAAAAAGAGAGUAUCAGUUUUUUGUAUAUUCUGCUUUAUUUCAGGAAAUGUCAUAAAACUUCAGGCUGAUAGAAAAAUGUUUGUUUGUUUUUUUUUUUUGCUGCUCAAAUGUACAAAUGGAUCAAAUUUGACCUGAACGGCAUGUUAAGGGUUAAAUUGUGCAAAUUAUGUUUUACACUUUUUCUGAGAAUUUUCACAUAAAAGUUGUAAAGUCAGAGAUUUUUUUUAAAUGAAAAUGUUCCAGGAAGUCUUGAAACUUGUUUGUAAUCAAAUCACAGUUAACAUCAAGUAUCAAUCAGUCUGAUUGGAAAAGGAAGUGAAAGGCAACCGGCGUGAUGUUUAAUAGGUUCACGCUACUUUUAAACACUCUGAUUGGCUGCUCAGGUACUCGUGAUGUCAUUCACUCUUAAUGAUGGUGAUAAAGUGUGAUGAUGAUGAUGAUGUUGGUGAAGAUGAAGGAGAAUGUUUGUGUUGUGAUUGGAACAGGAGUUUAAAGAGAUAUCAAUCAAUAAACGGUGCUCACAGCAAACAAACAAACAAACAAACAAAUUUGUCUCCAAUUUUUACUUAAACAACAUUAAAAACA